Messenger RNA from Oryza sativa Japonica Group (Japanese rice), 5800 nucleotides. RefSeq lists its product as uncharacterized. Gene Ontology annotation, molecular function: protein binding. The record is from RefSeq and is a predicted model, not a curated record. NCBI's taxonomy places the organism in Eukaryota, Viridiplantae, Streptophyta, Magnoliopsida, Poales, Poaceae.
GGAAAUAUUUCACAAAUUCCGGAAUUAUUUUAACAAUUUUGAACAAAAUAUUCAAACAAAAUUUGAAUUUAAACAGCAGGCUGAAUGAAUUUAAUCUCAUUUCCCAGGAGCUCGAGCCAUCAUUUACUCAUUCCAACGAUGAGUCCCACAGCCCAUCAACUUUGCAAUCUCUACUCGAUUUUACACUCCUUUUUGUUGCUAAGUGAAGUCGCCGUAUUCAAUGCAGAGCUGUUGUUCAAUUGGUAUACGUCGCGCCGUUGUCGAGCCAAGCCAAAUGAGCCACCACCGUAGAGCAUGGAGUGCCGUUGGCGGUCAUGGAACGAGCUGCAGGCUCGUAGCGCCGUCGCGGCCUUCACGCGAGCAAUGAGCCAUACGAUCGAGGGCGCAACAACAGUUUGCUCGAGUCGCAGAGGCAACAAUCGUUGUUGAUCUGCCGUUCAGGUUCCUGGAGAGCCUGCAGUGGACGUCGUCGGAGCAUCAUCUUCCCCUACGACAUCAUAUUCUUGAGCCUAAGCGAGAGCAGUGACAACGGUUCGGCGAAUAGACAACACUGAAGCUUCCACACGUGGCUAGCUGAUGCUGUGAGCAUGCUCGGAGAUUCCCUCGGAGGCAGGCACGCAUGGGCGAGCCAUAGGAGGAGAGGAGGAUUUUUGUAGUUGUAAGGAUCUAGUGCUCACCGAGGACGCCGCUCGACGCAUCCUUCCAUGCCUUGCUCUGUUUGAGCUUUUCAUUCCAUCCCGUUUUCUCUUCUUUUUGUUUUCUUUUCCAUUUUUCCCCUAUCUAGACGAUGAGGAUCGAAUGCUAUUGAACGGAAGAAAAUACGUAGAAAGAAUUUUGUUUAAUUUGAUUUAUACGCUUCUAUAAGACCCAAUCGGAGAUAGAAGUCCUGACUUAUGACAAUCCCGGGGUUUCAAAAACUUAUGACAAUCCCCACAUCGUGCCUGAACGUGACCAACAACGGACGGAUGAAAAAUUGUUUCGGAGCAUGAGGGAGAAAUGCGUACCAAAGACACGAUAUGGGAGGGAAUCGAACAGACAAACUCAUGCAAUACGGGGACGACGUAAGAAAUCCUAGCAAAAACAUCUUAAAUUUUUAUAAUAGUAGAGAUAGAGAUAAACAAACAAUCAAAUAUUCUUAUGUAUCGGUUAUAAUGAUGUACCAGAAGUUGCAUUGGAUGUCCACUAGACAUGGGUAACAUGGAAGAGAAAAAGAAAAGGUAAAAAGAACAAGAUGAAAAAUCAUCCAAUCAAGCCAGGACACAUAGAAUGGUGGAUAGUACUAAAUUGGGGCUGGUCCUUUGUUUCCAGGUAGCAGAUCGAUGGGCUAUUGGGCUGUGACCUGUGAAGGAACAAGUUCAUUUGAGACCCCUUAACUUUAUAUCGGAUCCGAUUUUCAUCCUUGAACGCAAAAGCCUACAACCGGUCCCUGAACUAUCAAAACAGAUGCAAACGAGAUCCCUCGGCGGUUUGGAAGGCGGUUUUGGCUGACGGGGGUGCCUACGUGGUUGGUUUGACUAGGUCUUCAUUCCACGUGGCAUUGACGUGGUGCUUACGUAGCAAUUCGAUCUCGGAAAAAAUAAUAAUAACUGUGUCGACGUUUGAGAUCGUGACUACGGUACUUGGAUGUUAUGGGGAUCGUUGGUACCAGGGUAUAUGCGAGAUUGAGGUAAAAGAGAUGGAGACAGGGAUUUUUAUACAGGUUCGAGCCCCUUAACUGACAGGUAAUAGCCCUACAUCCUAUUGGCUGAAGCCGGUGUUGCUCCUUUAUUCAUCUGAAUCACACAAAUACAAUAUUUGGGAUAACCUAUCUAACUGUCGUCGACUUAGCGGCUAGAUAACCAACUCGUAGUCGACAACAUGGUAGUCUUCCUCCUCGAGCAUGAACUCAUUGCGCUAGAUCCCUCUUGCCGGCUUUCCGUAGGCACCGGAUGGGGGUAUGGCUAGGCUAAUCUCUGGUGUCGAGAUCUUAUGGCGUGUGUUGGCUUGUGUAUUUGUGGCGUGUCCCCUCUCCUCCUAGGGGGCUUGUAUUUAUACCCAUAGGUGCCCCCUUGUCUAAGUAAGACUAGGGAGAUAAAUAUGGAUACAAUCUAAAUAGUCCUUGUCGUUUCCAUAUAGAACUCUAUUUGUCCUUCUUUAUUCGGAACUCCUUCUAUAUACGAGGUUUGUUUUCAUAUAAGACAUGGUAUGUGGUGGGCCCUGCCGAGUUUACUUAACUACUAUUAGGUAUGUGGUAUCCAUAAUCCUGAUAAACUCUGGGCUCACAUGUUAGCUACACACAAAACAAUUUUAAAAAUGGUGGGCCCACAUGGGCCCCGCAUGUCAUCCUCACUCCUCCCUCCUUCCCUCUCUCCUCUCUCUCUCUCUCCCCUGCACUGUAAGGAAAAGGGCAGAGUGGCGACGGGCGACAUAGAGGGGCUGAGGCCGGACCUCCGCCUGAGCCGGAACCACCAUCGGCGACGCCCACGCCACCUUAUCCACCCCCUCUGACUACUUGAGCUACCGAGGUUGGAUUGCUCGGAUGGACGGCGAGGCGGAUGGUGCGCAUGGCGGUGGUGUGGCUAUCAAUGAGGAGGAAGGGGGAGGUGGCGGCGGCGAGGCGGGUGUUGGUGAAGCGGACGCAACUACGGUUCCAAGAGGUGGCGAGGCGGUUCACCGGUGUGCGGCAACGGCCGUGGGGGAGGUGGGCGGCGGAGUCCGCGACCCCAAGGAGAACGAGUGACGCGCAUGGCUCGACACCGCCGUGGGCCGAGGCCACCGCCGCCGCCUCUAAUAUAAUGACGCCUGCGUUCGCCUCCACGGCCCCGGUGCCACCCUCAAUCUCCCCUCCCACCGCUACGUCGCUCCUGUCCUGCCUCCACCGCCAUCGACUGAGGAGAAGCCGCUACUGUUCCAGCCCCGCUGCCUCCAGGAAGAAGGCGAUGCUGUUUCCGCCGCCGUUGCCUGCUGCUGAAGAAGAAGCCGCUACCACCGCCGCCACUGCUGAAGGAGAACACCCCCGCUCACGCGGUCCCGCCACCGCUGUUGCCUCCAAAGAAGAAGCCGUUUCCGCCACUGUCACCGAUGGCGGCAGCGAAGGAGGAGCCCAUCGAGCUCGCGGCGGUGGCGCCGCCACAUUUCAUGCUCGGGUCAGUGUGGCCCCUGCUAGCCGACAACGGGAAGCGCAAGAGGCGGUCAUGCUGCGGCGGACGCAUCACCACCCUCAAUACCGCUACCUCCUCCGUCGAACUCCAUCUCCGUCUCGAGCACGGUGGCGAUGGCGCCAGAGUCGUCUUCCUCGUCAUCGGAGCCCUCGGCCGGGCGCUCCGACUCCUCCUGUGGCUUCUGGGCCAGGCGCAUGAGCAGCCACGGUCACCACCAUGGAGGUCGCGGACAAUGACGACCCGUCGGAGAGGGAGGGCGCCACGUCGCCAAGGUCACUGCCCGCCGUCGGUUCGCUCCGCUUGCUCCACCGUUCUCCUCGUGACCACCUACCUGUCCGCUACCUGGGAAAAGACGAUGAAGAAAUGGGAGAGGGAAGAAAGGAGGAGUGAGGAUGAAGAAGAAAAGAGAGAGGGGAGAGGGAAGAAAGGAAGAGUGAGGAUGACACGUGGGGUAUAUAUGAGCUCCACUAUUUUUAAUUAUGUUGUGUGUAUAGCGGACAUGUAGACCUGUAGUUUUUAUUUUUUUCUGGGAUCGAAUUGCCACGUAAACGUCACAUGUGUGAUUAAGAUUUAGUCAAACCAACCACGUAGACGCCACAUCAGUCAAACCGCAUCGUUUGCAUCGGUUUUAAUAAUUUAGGGACUGGUUGUAUCUAGUUUUUGGGUUUAAGGAUAUAAAUCGGAUUUGGUGUAAAAUUAACGUACCUCAGAUGAACUUGUUCCACCUGUGAACGGCUACGAUAUUUUGUGCUGCCCAACAGACGAAUUCUCCCAAAUCACAAUCGGAUUGCACGCAUCUCCAAGCAACAAACGAGCCCGGCACCGUAUCUUCCCCUCCUCGUCCUCCUCUUCCGCCGCCGCCCCCAUCGGAGAGAGGAGACGAGUACGCGAAGCACAAAUGCAAUGUCCGUCUCCAGAUUCCUCCGCCGCGCCGCGCUGACCACCGCCAUGGCUGGGGCCGCCGCGACCUUGGCUCUCUCCAAGGCGGAGCAGUGCGGGGUUUCCGUCCGCCUCUCCCGUCCGUCGCCCCACCGCGGCGCCGACGACGCCACCCGCUGCGGCCACCUGGGGUUAGUCCGCGCGCACCCCGGACUGCGGGAUCUCAACGCGGCCCUCACCACCACCACCACCAGCGGCGGCAGCGCGGACGCCUCCUUCUUCCUCGACGCGGCGCACGCGCUCGCCGCCAGCGCGCUCCGCGUGCCGACCAUCACCGGCGGGGCGAUCCGCUUGAUGGUCUCCGACAGGAUCCCCAAGAAGCUCGCGGCCGCGGAGUCCAAGGGCGACUCGAAAGCCGCCGUCCAUCUCAGGCUCGAGCUGGCCACCCUGCACGCUCGGGAAGGCCGUCUCGACGAGGCGCUCGCGGCCGCCGUCCAGCUGGCCAGGGACAAUCCCGGCGACAUCCGCCCGCGGCUCGCCGCCGCCGCGCUGUGCUGCCUCCACGGCCGGUCCGGGACCGCGUUCGAGUGGCUCAAGAGCGUCCCGGAGAGCGCCCGCCGCUUCAAAACCAGUGAUCGGUUCGUGACCAUCGUCGUGUACGCCAUGCCCGGAUCCUCGCCGCAGCGCGUCGAAGAGGGCGUCGACGGGAUGGUCGUGGACGUCGCGGCCGCGAUCGCCGAGGACACGCUCUCCAUGAAGCUGGAGGAAGGCGAGUGGUCCACGCUGGAGAGGCUCGAGCUCGCGGUGCUCGGAAGAUUGCUCCGCCGCUUCGUGUCCAAGCGCUUCGCCGCCGCCGCCUACCCGGAGUUCAAAUCCUGGACGUGGACACGGCCACCGCCUCCCCCCAUCAACGCCACCGAGUCCCAGCUGAACAAGGCGCUCGUGCUGUGCUCCCAGGCGAUGCUAGCGCCGGUGCUCGGAGCGCGGCCACUCUGCGGCGAGCGCCUCCGCGAGGUGCGCGCCGUCGCGGACGCCGAGGCGGAGGCCGACGCCUCCGCGGCGGUGGUCGACGUCAACCUCCUCCUGGCGUUCCUCGCGAUCCGAGACGGGCGCUUCGACGAGGCCAUGCAGCGGUACAGGGCGGCCGUGGCGAGAGACCCGUCGGACCGCCGGGCGUACGAGCUCGCCGCCGCGCUCUGCUCCAUCGCCGGCCACGCCGCGGAGGAGCGGGACGCGUGGCUGCGCGGCGAGGAGAGGCACUGCGACCGCGGCCGCGGCGCGACGGCGGGACGUGGCGGUGGCCUGCAGCUGCAGGCUCUCCUCGACGAGCAGGUGGUCGCCGCCGCGCUCGGCCUCGGCGGCGACCGGACGGCCCGCGACCCGCACCGCGGCCGCGUCCUGGCCGCCGCGUGGAGGGAGGUGGACGCCGGGCUCGCCGCGGCGCUGCGCGACGGGGACCACCUGACCAUGGCGGAGCGCGCGCAGCUGCGUGGCCUCCGCUGCGUCCUGCGCGCCAAGAUGCAGCCAUUGCUGGACACCGCCGCCAACAGUACUGGACCGGACAACUCUCCUCAACAACGAUCUCAUUAGUCAUCACAAUGGUCGACGAGGGGAUUCACAAGAGAAAAUACCCAGCUUGAUCAUGCAACAUGAACUGUUUUUUUUUUUUUUAGCAAACCAAACAUCGCUAAAAUUACUGUUUAAAAUGUCAAUAUUUUGGUAUGGCAGGUUUUGGCUUCAAACCAAAUCAGCCCCUAAUAUUUGUACUCCCUCCGUUUCAC